CGUCACUUACCGGAUGAAGCGCUCCCAGCAAUCCGGAAGAAGCCUCCCUGUGACGGAGCUGCUGCCUGCACCGCCUGAAUAACGUCAGUGUUUGAGGAAUGUUGUGGUUGUUUGUUGUGUACCUCAUCUAAUGAUGCGUUCACAUAACGAACACACGUAGCAGCUGGGUCGGGGGUCGGUCGCUGUUGUGCAGAGUUCAGCUUCCUGUUGUAAGACUCACAGUCCAUGUAAACAGUCCGGACUGGUUCAGUCAUCAUGGGCAAUGGAAUGAAUAAGGUUGUUGAUGGACUCUACCUGGGGAAUAUCAGAGAUUCAGAAAACAGAGAAAGUCUGUCAAAGAAUGGCAUCACCCACAUCCUGUCUGUGUACAACAAUGCAAAACCUGUGUUUGAGGACAUGACAUAUCUUUGUAUUCAUGCAGCAGAUGCUUCCAGCCAGAACCUAUCGCAGCAUUUUAAAGAGUGCAUCAGCUUCAUCCACGAAUGUCGCCUGAAUGGUGGAUCUUGUCUCGUUCACUGUCUGGCAGGUGUAUCCCGCAGCACUACCAUGGUGGUGGCCUACCUGAUGACUGUCACACACUACAGCUGGGAUGAGUGUCUGUCUGCAGUUAAGGCCGCUCGCUCUAUUGUCGGCCCAAACUUCGGCUUCCAGCAGCAGCUGCAGGAGUAUCAGCAGACGCAAGUCUUAGAGUACCGAGCAUGGUUACAGUCCAGUUUCCGUCCCAGUCCAUUUAAUGACCAGGAGCAGGUGGAAGCCCUCCUGAGCCAGUACACAGAGCAGCAGGCGAGCCAGAGGAGAGGAGCAGAUCAGCGCUGGAUAAAUCAUGGUGAAGCUGUCUCUGCUCUGCCGUCUAACGCUGAUGAUCCUGAAGGCAGCAGCUGAAACAUGCUAAAGUCCUCCUGCCCAGUUCUGUCUGGAAAAGGCAGCAGCUUUUAUUCUGUACUCAAUUCCAAAUCAACCCCUAAAUUAUAAUUAUAGCCAAGGCAUUUGUACGAAUGCCCCCUUAAGAAUCAAGUUUUUUAAGCCUUUCGUUAACAUAACUAUAUUUGAAUCGGUCAUAGUCGAUUUGAAGCAGUGGAGGUUGAUUUAGAAUUGUUCAACAGACUCGUUUUCACUACCAGUACCUCCCAUGCUCACUUACCUGAGUACAGCCACAAUAUCAGUGCUCACAGACGCCUUAUUCCAAACACCUCAGCACCUUAGCCAUGAUGAAUACACUACACUCCCAUGUGGUCACAUCACACCUGCAGCAUUCAGCUUGGUAGCCUUAAAGAUGUGACUGAUUAUGAAUGGAGUCCUAAAGGAACAAUUUGCCGCUAAUUUGCCAGAUUGACGGCAUAAGAUUUAUGCAUCCUGCUGAAAGCUGCCGUAAUGCUUGACACGAUUAACACUGCACAUGCUGAUGAACUACACAACGAGAACGGCUCUCGGUGGAGCUCAUACCUCCCCCAAGGCCCAACAUUUGCACAUUCUUACAGAUACACUCUCAUAGGAGGCAAUAACCAAAUAUAGGUAGAUUUUCUGGCCACUUACAGAGGUUACAACAACAAUAAAUACAGUACUGCCGCACAUCACUGCCAUGUAUUAAACAGCUUUUGUUCACACCUAGUUGGAUACUGUUCU
Molecule: messenger RNA, 1623 nt
Organism: Paralichthys olivaceus (Japanese flounder)
Lineage: Eukaryota; Metazoa; Chordata; Actinopteri; Pleuronectiformes; Paralichthyidae
Gene: dusp22a
Product: dual specificity phosphatase 22a
Biological process (GO): protein dephosphorylation; signal transduction
Cellular component (GO): cytosol
Molecular function (GO): protein tyrosine phosphatase activity; protein tyrosine/serine/threonine phosphatase activity
Source: RefSeq, a predicted model, not a curated record